Molecule: messenger RNA, 1024 nt
Organism: Carassius carassius (crucian carp)
Lineage: Eukaryota; Metazoa; Chordata; Actinopteri; Cypriniformes; Cyprinidae
Product: contactin-3-like
Exons: 5
Coding region: 68-1009 (313 amino acids)
Biological process (GO): positive regulation of ERK1 and ERK2 cascade; T cell activation; interleukin-15-mediated signaling pathway
Cellular component (GO): membrane raft; external side of plasma membrane
Molecular function (GO): MHC class II protein binding; protein tyrosine kinase binding
Source: RefSeq, a predicted model, not a curated record
GAGAUGAUAGUGUUUAAAGAAAGAGUUGAGAUCAUAUAAUAAAGAGAAAGACUGAGAGAAAGAGAAAAUGCCUGAUGAGUGUCAUCUGUGUCUGCUGGGACUGAUCUUUCUCUCUUCACUUCUCACAGGUAUCAGUGGAGUGGAUGAUGCUCGUGUGUUCAUCAGUUCUGGUGAAGAUGUCCGUCUGCCCUGUAAUAAUGCUCUUCAUGACUGUACAUCAACUACAUGGCUCUAUAACAGAUUCAGUCAUUCAGAAGCAGUUGAACUGAUUCAUUUAGGGAGAAAGAAAGACACAGAGAGACAUGAGAGACUGAGUCUGGGGUCUGACUGCUCUCUGAACAUCAGGAACAUCUCAACAGAAGAUCAUGGAUCUUACAGCUGCCAACAAUGGACUGGUGUGGGUGGAGAACGACUAAGACCUGAUGCUCGUGUUUAUCUGCAUGUUCUUCAUGUCUCAUCCUCACAGACUGAGAUCAGUGCAGAUCUCUCUGUGACUCUCUUCUGUCAGCUGUAUUCAUAUCCUCGAGUCUCUUGUGAUGAUUCGGUCAGUUCUGAGAGAAUUUAUCUGUUCUGGGUGAAUCAGGCUGGUGUUAAACUGACGAGAUCAGACUCCAGAUAUCAGAUAUCAUCCUCAUCAGAUCACUGUAUCAGCUCUCUGAAUACAACACUCCUGAAUGAAGAUCACAACAGAGAGUGGAGAUGUGAAGUUACUCACAGAGAUCAAGUCAAGAGCUCAGUCACAUACACUGUCAAGAGUUCAGCUCCAGCUGAUUCAACGACAACAGUGAAUCUAGUCACAAAAUCAACUACAGCAGCAGAAGUGAUUUCAGUCCACAGCCCAAACUCACCUACAGCAGCAGGGAUUACUACACAAGUGACUGUGAUUAUGAUUGUUGUCGGUGCUUCAUUCAUUCUUCUCCUUCUUGCUCUGAUUCUUUGGCUGAUGAUUCGUAAAAAAAGAUCCGGUGAGUUUCUAGAGUUCAGUCCAGAACAUCUGACUCAGUAUUAAACAGAGUUAAACUAA